ACAAAAACAGAACAAAACAAAAACAACGAAUAAUUGAUGAAAAUAUUAUUAUUAUAACAAAAUAAUUAUUAAAACUUAAAAAAAAAUAAUUCGAGGAACAAAACAUCUGUGCCAAAAUAAAUGGAUAACAAACUUUUCCUUAUUUCUUUUCUAAUCAGUCAAACAAGUAGUAUCUUAGCUCGCUCUGUAAUAAAAACAUAUGAAAAAUCUAGUGAUGUAGCAAAAUGGACUGUAUUUAUUGGUAUAAAAAAUGACGAAUGUGCUGGCCUACAGGUCAAUUCAGACUGGAUACUCACACUCGGAGAAUGUGUUGACUCAAGAAAAUUAUCGAAGAUUAAAGUAACUUUUUCAAAUGGAAAACAAAGUAAAGUCAUUGCUGAGGAAAGGAGUCCCGAGGGCAAAGGUCUUUUGGUGCUCCUUAAGUUGGAUGCCACCGCAGGGGUCAUGGACAAGUUUACAGAGUUUGCAUCGAGCUUAGUACCGAACAACUAUCAAUAUCAAUUAUACAAUUUAAAUUCUAAAGACGUGAUUACCAGUAAUGACGUCACAUAUGUCAAUUCAAAAGAGUGCACAAAGGAUAAACGUUUAAAACAAACAUUUGAUCAGAAACAAUACACGUGCUUGAAUGCAGACGUUAAUAAAAAGAAUAAAUGCGUUCCGGGGUUACCUGUAUUUGGUACAAAAAAGAAAAGUACCCUUUUACAGGGCCUUUCAACAACGGGCGAACAGUUUUGCGAUUCUAAAGUUCAAGCAACGGUUCCAGUCAGCCUGCACAAAACUUGGAUAGAAAGUGUUAUAACCGAAACAAAAGAAUAUUGA
This is a messenger RNA of Ruditapes philippinarum (Manila clam), 819 nucleotides long. RefSeq lists its product as uncharacterized. The record is from RefSeq and is a predicted model, not a curated record. Bases 121 to 819 code for a protein of 232 amino acids. Gene Ontology annotation, biological process: proteolysis. Gene Ontology annotation, molecular function: serine-type endopeptidase activity. Lineage: Eukaryota; Metazoa; Mollusca; Bivalvia; Venerida; Veneridae. The transcript is spliced from 7 exons.